Aspergillus pseudonomiae is the source of this 2583-nucleotide messenger RNA. Its product is annotated as glycosyltransferase. The record is from RefSeq and is a predicted model, not a curated record. The coding region runs from base 1 to 2583 and encodes 860 amino acids. Gene Ontology annotation, molecular function: hexosyltransferase activity; UDP-glycosyltransferase activity. Lineage: Eukaryota; Fungi; Ascomycota; Eurotiomycetes; Eurotiales; Aspergillaceae. The transcript has 7 exons. Gene Ontology annotation, biological process: carbohydrate metabolic process.
AUGGCGAACGUUGCAGCGCCGAAUAUCCCACUAGCUCUUGCUCCAGGGUCGAAGGGCCCGGAGCAGCUCAAGACUGACGGCUUUAACGCAAACGCACAGGUCACAGAUGACGGUCGCGUGGAUAUCGCGCUUAACGAGGACGACCCACAGGUAGCUAGCCUGUUGGAUGCUCUCCAGCGAAAGACAACCCGUCGCCCAUCGCAGGUUCAACGUGACGAUACUCCUUUUCCAGUUCGGCUAAACGUGGUGAUUCACGUCGUGGGCUCGCGCGGCGACGUGCAACCAUUCAUCGCCUUGGGUCGAGCUAUGAAAAGACAUGGACACCGCGUGAGACUAGCAACUCAUCUGGUAUUCCGGGAUUUUGUGAAGCGCAAUGGACUGGAGUUCUUCAAUAUCGGGGGCGAUCCGGCUGAGCUCAUGUCGUUUAUGGUGAAGAAUGAUAAGCUGAUCCCAAAGAUGGAGACUCUUAGGCAAGGGGGGGUCGGAAAACGUCGCAGAGACAUUAGGAUAAUGCUCGGCGGGUGCUGGAGAUCUUGUUUUGAAGCUGGCGAAGGUAUCGAUAUGACUAGUGACGAGGCCAUCACGGCGGCACCAUUCGUGGCCGAUGCUAUCGUCGCGAAUCCGCCCAGCUUUGCCCAUAUCCACUGUGCAGAGAAACUGGCUAUUCCAUUGCAUCUAAUGUUCACAAUGCCAUGGUCCCCUACUCAAGCCUUUUCGCACCCGUUAGCAAAUAUCCGGGUGGGCGAUAUCAAGCCGUCGGUAGCAAACUUCGCCUCUUACGGUCUGAUGGAGAUGGUUAUCUGGGAAGGUGUCGGCGAUCUUGUUAAUUCGUUUCGUCGUUUUGAACUGGGUUUGGAGCAGCUGGAUGUUAUACGCGCUCCAAGUCUGAUUUCCCGGUUGCGCAUUCCCUUCACCUACAUGUGGUCACCCUCACUCCUGCCAAAGCCAGAAGAUUGGCAGGAGCAUAUCGAAGUAACGGGUUUCAACUUCCUAGCCGCAAACACCGACUUCGUGCCUCCAUCAGACCUGGUUGAGUUCUUAGCUGCAGGCCCGCCACCAGUCUAUAUUGGAUUCGGCUCUAUCGUGGUCGAUGACCCAGAUGCUCUGACCAAGAUGAUUCUAGACGCCGUUGAAAUGACCGGCCAACGCGCAUUGAUCUCUAAGGGAUGGGGUGGUCUCGGAGCCGAAAGCAUCAAUCGCCCGGACGUCUUCUUCCUCGGAAACUGUCCCCACGACUGGCUGUUCCCACGGGUUUCCUGUGUAAUCCACCACGGAGGCGCAGGAACGACGGCUGCCGGCCUUGCCUUAGGCCGGCCAACUACCAUUGUCCCUUUUUUCGGAGACCAGCCCUUCUGGGGUGCUCUGAUUGAGCAUAACGGAGCAGGACCGUCGCCCAUCCCCCACAAAAAGCUUACUGCCGAUCGUCUGGCCGAUGCGAUCCACUUCUGUUUGAAGACCUCCACCAUCGAGAAGGCGCAGAUCCUGGCCGAGAAAAUGUGCGCGGAGGACGGCGCCCGCGAUUGCUUAGCGAGCUUUCAUAGCCAACUCGAUCUUCGUCGGAUGCAGUGCAUGCUAUGUCCUGAUCGUGCCGCUGUCUGGCGUGUUAGACGAACCAAGAUACUGCUCAGUGCUUUUGCAGCUACUUACCUGGUCCAGCAGAAGAAGCUCAACCCGAAAGAUGUCAAAUUGUACCGUGGAAAACGCUACGACAUCAGACAAGGCUGUGAAGGGACGGACAGCUUCACCGGUGCCAUGAGCAAUUUCCUCACCGGGCUCGUCGACGUGCCCGUUGACGCAAUCCACAAUAUCGCGAGUCCGGCUGCGGACCGUUUUGCGGAGAACUACAACUUGCCAUCCUGCGAGGCGCGUAGAGCCAUGUUCACGCAGCCAGCCUCUGACGCAGCGCCGAGUGCAACCUCAGAAAAGGAGCGUGCGCAAACUACUGAUGAUUCCAAGGAGACCGCUAGUUUGUCAUCCUCGAUGACCACGCAGUCGCAGGAAGGAACACCCUCGAUGGUUGUCAAGCGAAAUCCCUUGCAGCGGGUAGCGAUUAACUCGAGUUAUCUGGGUCGCAGGGUGCUGAACUGGGUGGUUGAAGUACCCAUGGGGGUCACCCUGUUGUUUUCUCAGUUCGCGCAUAUUGCUCCACGAUUCUACAAUGACGAAACUGUGCGCGAGCUACCUGAGGUGACCGGCAUCCGGUCGGGAUUUGUUGCGGCCGGAAAGGAACUCGGAUACGGCUGCUAUGACGGUGUCACUGGUGUUGUAACGCAACCCAGCCGCGGGUGGAAAGAUGGUGGGUUUGGUGGGAUGACCAAAGGCGUGGGGAAAGGUUUGGGUGGCUUGAUCAUUAAACCUCAAGCUGGUAUUUUUGGCUUGAUCGGCUAUCCGCUAAAUGGCGUACAUCGAGCCAUUGAACAUUCAUAUGGAGCGGACCGACAGGGUUACAUUGUCAAAUGUCGCAUCAGGCAAGGGGUGGCAGAAUCUCAGGCUGCGUCACAGGAGGAGAAGAUGGCUGUCCUGGAGAAAUGGAAAACUUAUGAGGAAGGAGUUCGAUUGAAGCAUGAGAAGAAGGCUCGCUGA